This is a messenger RNA of Diorhabda carinulata, 1649 nucleotides long. RefSeq names its product zinc finger protein 501-like. The transcript has 2 exons. Lineage: Eukaryota; Metazoa; Arthropoda; Insecta; Coleoptera; Chrysomelidae. The coding region runs from base 134 to 1546 and encodes 470 amino acids. Gene Ontology annotation, biological process: regulation of transcription by RNA polymerase II. The record is from RefSeq and is a predicted model, not a curated record. Gene Ontology annotation, molecular function: RNA polymerase II cis-regulatory region sequence-specific DNA binding; DNA-binding transcription factor activity, RNA polymerase II-specific.
CUCGACAAAAUCAUGGAACUAAACGCAUAGAAAAAAACUAAAUACGUAGUGGUAUCGUCUUGUACCACAGAAAUGCAUACAACAAAUGUUGAAGUGCUAAGUGCUAAAUAGUUACCUUUGAAUAAAUAAUAAUAUGGAAGUCAAUAAGGAAAUAUUGAGUUCGACGAAAAAUGAAUUAGUUUGUAUAAAACAGGAGAAAAGGGAUUAUCUUGAAUUGGAGAUACAUCAUACCAGUUUUAAAGAAGGUAUCAAUAUUUUCAAUGAGAAUGUGGAAGAUUUUGAUGAACAACCAGUUCCACGUAUAUCAAGUGCGUUGAUCGAAAAUAUACAUACUAUAAAGCAAGAAAAUGAUUUAAAUAGUGAUUUUAUGUAUGAAUAUAAUGUCCAGGACAAAGGAGAGUGUAAUUAUUUAGAUGAAAAAUACCAAAGGGAUGAAAACAAAUGGAAAUAUUUAUCUAGUAAAUACAGGAGGCCGAUUAAAGUGAGAGGAAAAUUUUUCCAUGGAAAAUAUUGGAGAAAUUAUGAUCAGUUUAGUGGAAUUAUUAUCUGUCAAUUAUGUGGAAAUAUGUAUGUGAAAAUGGAGGAAUAUCAUCUACAUAUUUCAACAAAACAUUUUCUAAAACAGAAAAAGAAAGACGUUAAAACGCAAUUAAUAUCGACUGUUUUGAUGAAAAAAGAAAUCAAAACAGUCUCCGAUUUUGAUAAUACUUCAAUUAAAUGUAAUUUUUGUUAUAAUUCUUCAUCAUUACCAAAUAAUUUGUGUCAACACACUCGAGAAAAAUCUUCCAAACCAGACAUUUGUUCUAAAUAUUUUCCAAGUAAAUAUAAUUUAAAAAGGCAUAAACGAAGUAACACAAGUGAUAAACCGUAUAAAUGUGAUAUUUGUUUGAAAGCCUUCAAAUUAAAAUAUUCCCUAAAUGCACAUUCACUGCGUCAUACUGGCGAGAAACCGUUUAAAUGCGAUAUUUGUUCAAAAUCCUAUGUACAUAAAGUAUCAUUAAUAUAUCAUGUAGGUACACACAAAAGUGAAAGACCUUUCAAAUGUGAAAUUUGUUCAAAAACUUUUACUCAAAAACAGUGUUACAUUUGUCACUUACGAACACACUCUGUGGAAAGACCUUUUGAAUGUGAAAUUUGUUUAAAAUCAUAUGCAUAUAAAGAACCGUUCAUAAAUCACUUACGUACACACUCGGGGGAAAGACCUUUCAAAUGUGAAAUUUGUUCAAAAUCCUACACACAUAAAGAUUCGUUCAUGUAUCAUUUACGUACACAUGGGGACAGACCUUUCAAAUGCGACAUUUGUGCCAAAUCGUUUCUAAUUAAACAUAGUUUAAAACAACAUAUGCAAUGUCACGCAUAUAAAUGUGAAAUUUGUCCGGAAUCUUUCAAAACAAUGUCUAAGCUAAACAGUCAUUUGUUUUCACAUAAUGAAAACAACCCCUUUAAAUGUAAAAUUUGCUUGCAAGAUUUUUCUCAGAAACGAUCCCCGAGUAGCUAUUUGCGCUUUCACAUCUGUCAAAAACCCAUUAAAUGUGACUUGAAAUAAUUCGUGCAAGUGAUAUUUUUAGUGAAAAAGUUGUCAAAUACUAAUUUCACGAAAUUAUGUGAUGGUUUUAUUAUUAUUAUUAUUAUAUAUAUAUGAGUAUAAA